Theileria orientalis strain Shintoku is the source of this 930-nucleotide messenger RNA. RefSeq lists its product as uncharacterized. Bases 1 to 930 code for a protein of 309 amino acids. Gene Ontology annotation, molecular function: GTPase activity. NCBI's taxonomy places the organism in Eukaryota, Apicomplexa, Aconoidasida, Piroplasmida, Theileriidae. The transcript has 4 exons. The record is from RefSeq and is a predicted model, not a curated record.
AUGAGAUACGCCCAAAUAGUUCUUGGUCCUGCUGGGAGUGGCAAGACCACCUACUGCAAGGUGUUUCAGGACUAUUUGUUCUCAUGCAAGCGGAAUUGCUACAUCGUAAACCUGGAUCCAGCCACUGAGGAGAGCCUAGUGUUUGAAAAUGAGAAAAAUAAGGGAUAUUUGAAUCGAGACAAGGAUAAAGCGAGCACUUUCGACACCGACAUUCGCGACUUUGUGGACAUUGGCACCGUCGUCGAGGCCGAGGACCUGGGACCGAACGGAGCGCUCGUGAGGAGCGCAGAGAUGCUGGUGCAGAACCUGGAUUGGCUCUCGGAGCAGCUGGAGGCGACCUAUGGCGACGAGUCAUACCUGCUCUUUGACACCCCCGGGCAGAUCGAGUUAUUUUUACACAUCCCCUACGUUAAGUCGAUAUCGCAGCUGCUGCAGCGCUUGAACAUAAACUGCCUCGCAGUGUACCUUCUGGACGUCUCCUUCAUGAACGACCCCGCCAAGCUCAUCUCAGGCUCCCUCGCAAGCCUCGCGGCCAUGGUGAACCUGGAGAUGCCUCACAUAAACAUCCUCUCCAAGUGCGACCUGAUCUCAAACAAGUCAAACAAGUUCCAGAAACUUCACCUCUACAACGAUCAUUCAAACGGUGAAGCUGACGAUAACGAGAUUGAGUACGAGGAGUUUUACGAGAUGGUCAACAGGUCCAGCGACGACCUGGUAAGCAGCCUCGACAAGCACCUGCCUCAGAGGUACAAGAAGCUGAACUUCGCCUUCGCCUCACUCCUCGAGGACUUCGACCUCGUUUCCUUCAUGCCGCUCAACAUCAACGACGAGGAAUGCUUGGAGCAGAUCCUCGUGGCCACUGACGUGGCUCUCCAGUACGGCGAGGAGGCUGAGCCCUCUGCCAAAUUUGACCUUUCAGACACAAUAUAA